AAGAAAGAAGCCAUGUUUCUUCGGCCUUUGUCCUCUUCAUUCAUCAUCCUUCAUGUUGUUCCUCAUAAGCUCAAGACCAGAAAUGUCCUUCAUAAAUUUUGCGAGAUCAGAAGAAUUACACCAAUCUCCGGUUUCCGAACUACAUGUGCUGCUAUAUCUCUUCCUCUCUCUGAUGAUGAAUCCUACCAAGAAAACAAAACGCCUUUAAAGAGAAUCCGACCUAAUCAUCAAACUUUUAUAUGGCUUCUAGUGGGAUGUUUGAAGAAAAACGAGUCUUUGGAUGAAGUGAGAAAGCUACAUGCCCAGAUUUUGAAGCUGGGUUUUGGUAACAAUGCCUCCCUGUGUGAAAAGCUUCUUGAUUUUUACUUAUUCAAAGGAGACUUAGAUGUUUCUUUCAAGAUGUUUGAUGAAAUGCCUGAGAGAACAGUUUUUACAUGGAAUAAGAUGAUAAAGGAGCUAGCUUCUAGAAACUUGAGUGACAGAAUAUUGUGUCUCGUUUCGAGAAUGGUUAAUGAAAAUGUUACGCCUGAUGAAGGCACCUUCACGGGUGUUCUAGAGGCGUGUCGUUGUUGUACAGUUGCUUUUGAUGUAGUUGAGCAGAUUCAUGCGAGGAUGAUACAUCAGGGUUUGGAGGAUAGUACAAUUCUGUGUAAUCUUUUGAUUGAUUUGUACUCCAGAAACGGGUUUGUGGAUGUAGCUAGAAACGUUUUUGACAGAUUGGACAAGAAGGAUCACAGUUCUUGGGUUGCAAUGAUAUCUGGGCUAUCGAAAAAUGAUCUUGAAGCAGACGCCAUUAGAUUAUUCUGCGAUAUGUAUAAUUUAGGUAUCAUGCCAACACCUUACGCGUUUUCAAGUGUUUUAAGUGCGUGUAAGAAGAUAGAGUCUCUUGAGAUUGGCGAGCAGCUUCAUGGGCUCGUAUUGAAGUUGGGGUUUUCCUCUGACACUUAUGUUUGCAAUGCGCUUGUGUCCUUGUAUUUUCACUUGGGAAAUCUGAUAUCAGCAGAACACAUCUUCAGCAACAUGGCACAUAGAGAUGCGGUUACUUAUAACACUCUUAUCAACGGGCUUUCUCAGUGUGGUUUCGGUGAGAAAGCUAUGGAAUUGUUCAAAAGAAUGCAGCUUGAUGGACUUGAACCAGACUGCAAUACUCUUGCAAGUCUUGUGAUUGCUUGUUCAGCUGAUGGAAGUCUUUUUAGGGGACAACAGGUACAUGCAUACACAACGAAAAUUGGUUUUGCUUCAAAUAACAAGAUUGAAGGUGCGCUUCUAAAUCUGUAUGCAAAAUGCUCCGAUAUUGAAACCGCCCUUGAUUAUUUUCUUGAGACUGAGGUUGAAAAUGUAGUUCUGUGGAAUGUUAUGCUAGUUGCUUAUGGGCUAUUAGACGAUUUAAGAAACUCUUUUAGGAUAUUCAGGCAAAUGCAGAUGGAGGAAAUUGUUCCAAAUCAAUAUACCUACCCGAGUAUUUUGAAAACUUGCAUCCGUCUUGGUGAUCUUGAGCUUGGGGAACAAAUCCAUUGUCAAAUAGUGAAAACAAACUUUCAGCUCAAUGGCUAUGUUUGUAGUGUGCUCAUAGAUAUGUACUCAAAAUUAGGAAAGUUAGAUACUGCCAGGGAUAUCCUUGUAAGGUUUGCUGGGAAAGAUGUUGUGUCUUGGACGACAAUGAUUGCAGGUUACACGCAAUACAAUUUCAACGACAAGGCUUUAACAACUUUCAGGCAGAUGUUGGAUCUAGGGAUCCAGUCCGAUGAAGUUGGAUUAACAAAUGCAAUUAGUGCAUGUGCUGGUCUUCAAUCGCUAAAGGAAGGACAGCAAAUUCAGGCUAAAUCUUGUGUAUCUGGUUUUUCAUCUGACCUGCCUCUUCAAAAUGCACUUGUUACACUUUAUUCUAGAUGUGGAAAAACAGAGGAAGCAUAUUUAGCGUUUGAACAAACUGAAGCUGGAGACAAUGUAGCAUGGAAUGCUCUGGUAUCGGGAUUUCAGCAGAGCGGAAACAAUGAGGAAGCAUUUCGUGUCUUUGCUCGAAUGACCAGAGAAGGGAUUGACAGUAAUAAUUUCACGUUUGGGUCUGCUGUAAAAGCUGCUUCUGAGACAGCAAACAUGAAACAAGGGAAGCAGGUUCAUGCCGUGAUCACCAAAACCGGAUAUGAUUCAGAAACCGAAGUUGGUAAUGCUUUAAUCUCUAUGUAUGCCAAAUGUGGAUGCAUUUCUGAUGCAAAGAAGCGGUUCCUUGAACUCCCCACGAAAAACGAAGUUUCUUGGAAUGCGAUAAUUAAUGCUUAUUCUAAACAUGGGUUUGGUUCUGAAGCACUAGAUCUUUUUGACCAAAUGAUACAUUCUAAUAUAAGACCUAAUCAUGUGACACUUGUGGGAGUUCUAUCAGCAUGCAGCCACAUAGGACUUGUGGGCAAGGGGAUUGAAUACUUUGAAUCCAUGAACACAAAAUAUGGAUUAGUUCCUAAGCCGGAACACUAUGUGUGCGUAGUGGAUAUACUAACCCGAGCUGGUCUUUUGAGCCGUGCAAAGGAAUUUAUUCAGGAGAUGCCUAUUGAGCCUGAUGCGUUAGUCUGGAGAACGCUUUUGAGUGCUUGUGUGGUGCAUAAGAACUUGGAAAUCGGAGAGUUUGCUGCACGUCAUCUCGUAGAGUUAGAGCCUGAAGACUCGGCAACAUAUGUACUUCUGUCAAAUCUGUAUGCAGUGUGCAGGAAAUGGGAUGCUAGGGAUCAAACAAGACAGAAGAUGAAAGAAAAGGGUGUGAAGAAAGAGCCUGGACAAAGUUGGAUUGAAGUUAAAAACUCAAUCCACUCUUUCUAUGUUGGUGACCAGAAUCACCCGUUGGCAGAUGAAAUACAUGAAUAUUUCCAAGAUCUUACCAAACGAGCAUCUGAGAUCGGGUAUGUGCAAGACUGUUUCAGCCUCCUCAACGAGGCGCAGCAAGAGCAAAAAGAUCCGACAAUUUUCAUUCACAGCGAGAAACUAGCAAUUUCGUUUGGACUCCUUAGCUUGCCUGGAACAAUUCCUAUAAAUGUAAUGAAGAACCUACGAGUUUGCAACGAUUGUCAUGAUUGGAUAAAGUUUGUAUCCAAGGUAUCCAAUCGAGAAAUCAUAGUGAGAGAUGCAUACAGGUUUCAUCAUUUUGAAGGUGGUGCUUGUUCAUGUAAAGAUUACUGGUAAGAGCUAAAAUCUUGUAGCUCACUCGCCUCUGUCAGGACGAUUCAAGUCUCUGUUUCCUAAGUUGCGCCGAAGUUAAGGAGAAGACUAAUCUAUAUUCUUUGUGGUCAUCGUCUUGAGGAAGGAAGACUGAAGAU
Messenger RNA from Eutrema salsugineum, 3305 nucleotides. Its product is annotated as pentatricopeptide repeat-containing protein At4g13650. NCBI's taxonomy places the organism in Eukaryota, Viridiplantae, Streptophyta, Magnoliopsida, Brassicales, Brassicaceae. Gene Ontology annotation, biological process: RNA modification. The coding region runs from base 13 to 3171 and encodes 1052 amino acids. The transcript is spliced from 2 exons. The record is from RefSeq and is a predicted model, not a curated record. Gene Ontology annotation, molecular function: RNA binding; zinc ion binding; protein binding.